GUUUGUCAGUAAACAUAAUAGUCAUAAUACCCACUCUCUCGCAGCAAUCAAUUAGUUUCACUUUCACUUCAAUUUCGUUACGAUUGUUAAUUGUUGCAAGUUCUUCAUUUAUUCUUUAUCCAUUUAUUAUUGCUGAUGACAAUAUGAAGGUUAUUAUUCAAAGGGUUAGACAGGCGUCAGUCACAGUUGAUGGACUGGUAAUUAGUGAAAUUGGUCGUGGACUUUGUGUACUUGUUGGAAUAAAAGCUAAUGACACCCUUGCAGACAUGGAAUACAUAGUGAAGAAAAUACUGAAUCUGAAAUUAUUUGAUGAUGAAAAAGGUAAAAGAUGGGCCGCAAGUGUCAUGGAUAAGCGAUACGAAGUGCUGUGCGUUAGUCAGUUCACUCUCUACCAUGUCAUGAAAGGGAAUAAACUAGAUUUUCAUCGAGCAAUGUCUGCCGCUCACGCAGAACCAUUUUACAAAAAUUUUAUUGGAGAACUUGGAAAAGCUUACGAGCCCGAGUUGAUUAAAGAUGGCCAGUUCGGGGCACUGAUGACAGUUCGCAUUGAAAAUGAUGGACCAGUAACUAUUGAAAUUGAGUCACCUAGCCCUAAAGAAAUUCCAGGUCUCGUUCCAGAAUAAAUAGAACAUAUCCUUAAUACUUCCAUUGUCAAACAUAUACGUUAUUUGAUGAAUAAUUACACUGAUGUUAAUUGCACUUUCAUUUAUUCGUGAACUAAAAAAAAAAUCAUUGAGUCCAAAUUUUGUCACUUUGAAUUUUUUCCCGGCUAAGCGAUGUAAUUGAUAAUUACAUUUUUGCCGUCAGUUACGUCUCUGGCGCAGCAUGAUUCUCAUAAUGUGCGGAAGUAGGAAAAUAUGAGAGUCUCCUGGAAAUUUACUAAUAAAUACGUUAAACAAAGAACGCGCUGUUUAAUUAAAAAAAAAUGAUUGUUAUGUAUGCAAUUUCAUCUCGCGGCAGAGUGUAUAUGUGAAAAAAAUCGUUGAAGCUUCAAAAAAGCAUAAAAAGUGUCAAUAUGUCAGUGAGGAAAAAUAACCUCUGCAUCCUGACACUUGGAGCUUUAGUUUUUAACUAAUCCCAUUAAUAAAUAAUAAACGAGUAA
Fopius arisanus is the source of this 1102-nucleotide messenger RNA. It is a transcript of the gene Dtd, whose product is annotated as D-aminoacyl-tRNA deacylase. The coding region runs from base 144 to 623 and encodes 159 amino acids. The record is from RefSeq and is a predicted model, not a curated record. Gene Ontology annotation, cellular component: cytoplasm. The transcript has 4 exons. Gene Ontology annotation, biological process: tRNA metabolic process. Gene Ontology annotation, molecular function: D-tyrosyl-tRNA(Tyr) deacylase activity. NCBI's taxonomy places the organism in Eukaryota, Metazoa, Arthropoda, Insecta, Hymenoptera, Braconidae.